Molecule: messenger RNA, 699 nt
Organism: Apaloderma vittatum (bar-tailed trogon)
Lineage: Eukaryota; Metazoa; Chordata; Aves; Trogoniformes; Trogonidae
Product: keratin, ultra high-sulfur matrix protein-like
Exons: 2
Coding region: 1-699 (232 amino acids)
Source: RefSeq, a predicted model, not a curated record
AUGAUAUACUCUUCUGGAAGAGAAUCGUACUUCAACUUGAACUCAACCUGGUAUGAUCCCUCGGGGUCCUGGCUGGACACCCGGCGCACACCUUUCCGCUACGCCUACAACACCUGCUGCUCCUCGGGGUGCGAUGGCGAAGGCGGUGAAGGUGCGAGCUGUGUCAGGAGACCCACGUACAGCUACGGGUCUUCGGGGGGAUGCAACAGCUACGGGAGGUCGGUCUGCGCUGAGAGAUGCCACGGCUCCUCAGGUUCAUGCCACGGAGGUGGUUCCAGCUGUGUCAGGAGACCCACGUACAGCUACGGGUCAUCGGGGGGAUGCCACAGCUACGGGAGGUCUGUCUGCUCCGAGACGUGUCAUGGAUCCGGCUACCAGGGGGGCAAGCCCUGCUCAGGCAAGCCGACCCAGAGCGUCCCGCAGUGCUGCCCACCCCAGACCUGUUGCCCUCCAGUGCAGCAGCAAGGCGGCGCAUCCGUGGGCUACGGGAGGUCGGUCUGCUCCGAGACAUGCCACGGGUCCGGCUAUCAGGGGGGCAAGCCCUGCUCCGGCAAGCCGACCCAGAGUGUCUCGCAGUGCUGCCCACCCCAGACCUACUGCCCCCCGGUGCAGCAGCAAAGCAGCGUGCCUGUGGCCAAGUGCAUCCCAAGCCAGCAGCAAAAACAGGUCUGCAAAAUGCCGGCCCGGAAGAUCAAGUAG